This is a messenger RNA of Wasmannia auropunctata (little fire ant), 3105 nucleotides long. RefSeq lists its product as uncharacterized. The record is from RefSeq and is a predicted model, not a curated record. Lineage: Eukaryota; Metazoa; Arthropoda; Insecta; Hymenoptera; Formicidae. The transcript has 8 exons. The coding region runs from base 138 to 2819 and encodes 893 amino acids.
AUAUAAAUAGAUAUAUUCACUUAAAAUUGUAUAAAGAAUUGCAGUUUCCUUCAUGUGAUUGUCAUGCAAAAUUGUACAAGUUUUCUGUUCGUAGAAUAUGUAAAGCUUCCGUAUUGUUGUUGAUGAAAUAAAUAAUUAUGUCUUUUAAGUGGAACGACUAUUCCACUCUAGUUUUUUUAAAUGCAUACCGAAAGCACCAAUGUCUUUGGAAUCUGCAUUAUGUGAAAUAUUACGACUGUUUAGCCAAAAAUGAUGCACUGAAGAAUAUCAUUAAAGAACUUAAUAUACCAAAAUUGAACAUAUCCGAUUGUCUAGAACAGAUUAAAGUGAUAAGAAAAAAAUACGGGCGAGAGCAAACAAGAGUUAUCAAGGGAUUUCAAUCGGGCAAACCAUACAAAUCUCCUUAUGCUUGGUUUCCUGUAAUAGCUGAAAUGUUAACACAGGUGAUUGACGAUGAAGGCAAGUUACAGAAUGGAAUGGAAGUAGAAACAAUAUCUCCUGUAAAAGAUUGCAUUACAACACCAUACGACAAAUAUAAAAAUAUAUUUAACUUUCCUUGCAUGCAAGAAAGGCAAGAUCAUAAGACAAAACCAAGAAAAAACACUAAAUUUACAAAAACUGGGAAUUUUGAUAUAUUAGGUCGUAAAAGCGAAGGGCAGAAUGACGCGCAAUUGCUGCAGUGUCCAUCCUGUGGUUGGGAAGAUAUAAAACCUGACAGAUUGGAUAUACCUGCCAAAAAAGCUUAUAAAAAAAUAAAAUCAUUGGAUACCACGGUUCCUUGUCCAGAAUAUUCUAAUUUAGCGAAUAAACCUUACGAAAGAUACAAGGCACAUCGAAUAGGAGAUACCAUAUACCAAGGAAAAUACAAUAAUAUAAUUCCAUGUCCAAGCUUUCCUAGCAGAUUAUCAAGACCAAAAUUCUGUACGAGAGAAACGCAAUUAUCAAGCGAACAAUUAUUUCCGGAAAGACGAGCAAAGGAAGCAGGGACGAGAGACGGGCAACGCGAUAAGAGAAUACAAAACACAGUUUGCGUGUCGAAAACUGUUAGACGAAAAUGCUGCAGAAAGAUCCAAACUAAACCUUUGACAUCUCAGGACGAGUUAAAGCAAGCAGCAGUAAAUACUAUAAAACAAUUGUGUGAUAAGGAGAUUCAAAAUACCAUCUGUACGAGUUUAACAAAUGAUUGCCAAGCUUCUCAAAAGUAUUCUUCGACACAGGAACUAAAGCAAAAUGAUGCGAAUAUUGUGGAAUGCCCUGCUAACGAUGCUAUGCGAAAUACCAUUGGUAUUAAAUUAAAAGUAGAAGGCUCUAUGCCGAAUUCUAUAUUAAUAACUACCGACGGAAAUGAUUUGCCACUGAUACAAAGAGAUUUAAAGGAACUGACAACUAACAAAUGUCAAAAAGAUAUUGAUAAUUAUGAUGUGAAAGAAGCGGAAAAAACUCGUCUUGCGUUAGAUGAUAAGAAACUCGUUGAGAAUGAAGUUUGUUUUAAAGAAACUUGCUCUCACGACGUAAUAGAGAUUAUCAAACACAAUUCUGCAGUAAUGCAAGCUUUACUUCAAUGCUUGGAAAAAGUAGUGCAAGAAAGAACAAAAAUUUGUUCCGUUACGUCGCUAUUAUCAAAGAGACAUAACGUAAAUUCUAAUUCUUCCGAGAUGACUGUUUGUGAGCAAAUUCCGUAUAAAUUUACAAAGGAGAACACACAUCUUGACACUAGCUCUUCUGUUGAUCUAGAAAGCUUAAAUUGUUCAUCGUGUUUGGAAAAAACGGAGAAAGAUGACAUCAUAACAAUGGUUACCAAAACUUUCCUGGAUCUAAUGAAACAUGCUCUUGUACAGAAUGAUAAAAAUGUGCGAAAAGGCUGUGUAAGGAAGGAAGAUGCGAUUAAUACGUUUAUCGUUUUAAGUAAAAUAAAAGAAUGUGCGGAUGAAAUUUUGAAGAUAUACACGCUCGUGGAUUGUUCGAAGAGGCAGUUAUUAAAUAAAUUUUAUCGCACAUUAAAAUCGAAGAGUAAAUGUGCGUGCUCCUCGAAGCAAGACUCUGCUUUAAAUUCGAUUCAGGCUCAAGGUGCCAAAGAGGAUGCCGUGGAUCAGUUCGCAGCCUCUUAUGCAGACUCGAAAGACAUAGAAGUACUGUAUGGACCCUCCACGUCGAAAACUAGAGACCACAGUCUCUCGGAAAAUGGCACUACCUAUGCAGAGACAGUGAUGGAGGAUAAAGAUGUUACCGCGCGUACGGAGAACCACGACGUCGGUUUGAAUGCAGCGUCACUGUCGCGGAUUCAACCGCUUCGCGAUUCGGAAACUCAAUAUACCCCGAGUCAAUUGCAAGACGCGGGUAUCGUAACCGAUCGCAGUUUUGAGGAGAGGAUAAGCGUGGCCACUCAAAAUCGCGAGCCUAUUUCGAUUCGCGUAAUCAAGUCUAAUAAUAGCGAGGGUAUUCUAAAAUUGGACAAGGAGACAUGCGUCCGCGAUGCCCACGUUCUAUGGAACGCCGAUAAGUGGUCGAGAAACACGUAUCAGAAGUAUUCAGUUAGAGAAUAUUACGAUGAACUGUCACACCCUGGCAUUUCUCACGUGCGCGAGAAAGAGGUGAAUUCUAUAGACUACCGUACGUUUCUUUUGUCGAACGGGAAUCAUAGAUACAACAAAGGAUACAGAAGGUCAUUGCCGUGCAAUCGCAACUGGGCUAGAGGGAAUAUUCCAAAUCUUGGAUUAUCGUUGAGUCAACGUGUUUCCCGAAUUCCAUCGUAUACGAAAUCACGCAAAUAUGUACGGAGAAGGACCGAUUUGUAUAGAAUGUCACAGUCAUAUGUAUAAGCGGUACUUUUAAUUCGUGUGAACGCAUUAUGAUUUCAACGUGAAAUAUAUCAUACAAAUAAAUUUUACAGUUCGACAAUUAGUCUUCUGUCAAGGUAAUUGAAUAAAUUACGAUUUUUAAUUCAAAUCUCAUUUUAUUACAUGAAAAUGUACAAUAUUUUCACAAUUAGAAUGGACAUUCCUAAUUGUAAAAGGAUACAUAUCUGUUGAGAAGAAUUAAAGCAAACUCUCACGUAUGUGAUAUAUAUAGUAUCAAUAUUUAAAUUUAAUAAAAUAGUAUAAAAGA